Messenger RNA from Amoebophrya sp. A120, 7100 nucleotides. The record is from the annotation of a GenBank genome assembly. NCBI's taxonomy places the organism in Eukaryota, Dinophyceae, Syndiniales, Amoebophryaceae.
AUGUUGAGUGCGACAACCUCGUCGUUUAGUCAGCAGCAGCAGGAUCAUAUGUUGGAAAAACAUGAUCCUCGGGCGACGUCGUCCAGGGAGGGCAUUCACGGAACAAGCAUGUCGAGACGACGGCUCGGCCUCGGUACCGCCGCGUGUUUGGUCCUUCUCUUACUGCAGAUCGUGCUUACGCGGAUUCUGCUUGCUGCGGUGCAGGUAACAGAUGGUGGAGGAGCAGUCGUGUGUGUCAAGACACAGCAUCAUUCGGGGACAGGUGCACGACCACAGGGAGUAGAACCAGCAGGAACAUCUUCCCCAUUGGCGCCUGUCCCCGGGGACAGGGAAAAGAAUCAAAGCACUAAUAAAGGAGAAUCUUUACAAAAAAUGCCGAAGAACGGAGUAGUCCUCUCCUGCGGGAAUGGUGCGCCAACCCUGGAAGCCGGACCGGGGGGGCGAUUCUCAUCAGAGGAGCUGGACAAGUUUGACUUGGAAGACCCUCGAGUGAGUCGGCUUCAACUAGUCGACGCCGUGAAGCGGUUCCGAAAACGCGUGAAGCAGCUUUAUUCCAAUAAAAAAUCCACGACCCUCCCCACGCUCAAACGGAGAUUUGUGUACCAUGAUUUGUGAUCACAAGUCACCGAUUGAUUGUCAUAUGCUACAAGGGAAGUACAAGUAGAGACGCGAACUGUACUAGUAACGCUGGCUGGCGUGGGCGGUACUAAGCCUUGCGUCCUCACCAGCAUGAACAGAAGCAACUGGAACGACGGGAAACAGCAUGACAAGAUGCCUGCAAACGGGGCCGCAGCUGUGUGGUCUGUUAGCCCUCUAGCAAUAUUACAAGGCAAUCCUCCUACGCAAGUCCAGCAUCACGAAUUUCCUUUUCGAUAUGGGGAGGGAGAAUUUCUCCUCGCAAUAAGCCCGACGAGAUGAACGCACAGCUGACUGCGCAGGUCUUGCAAGCAACAGAAACGCAGCAAAUAACAGGCGGCGCUGCCUCGUCCAGCACCUCGUAUCAACUGCAAAUAUGAUCCCUGGACGAUGUCUGGAAGGAUGCAAGGUUUGUCAUGCGAGGCUACCACAGCUUCCAACUCUGUAAUGCGCGUUAAGUUAUAUCCCAAAAGCCACAUUUCUCUGCAAUACAGCGACGCAGUUUGUGAUGCAAAGACAGCACAACAAUACUUACAGUAACUGAAAAACAACUUGUCAUGCUUGGCUGUCAAUGGAGGCGCCCGCAUGAUUUUUCGCCAAGCAGCAUCAUAAGUUUCCAGACAUCCAGGGAUAAUUGAAGUGGAUAAGUCGGCGGGAGGUACGACUUCUACCAGUACUAGCGCGGGCUCUAUCGAGAGGAAAAAAUCUGCCCUCCCCAUAUCGAAGCAGAAGUUUAUUGUAGUGCUGUAUGAUCUAUUGCGUACACAAAGAAAGCGACUUGUAUUGCCAGGAGGCCAAGACUACACGCGGUUGCGGCUUUGUCUGCAGACAUAUGUUCUCGCGCAGUUUCCCGUCGUUCCAGAUGCUGCGUGUCAACAUGCUGAAGACGCAAGGCUUGAUGUUACCAACGCCAGACGCAGUCCGUUGUUACAACGCACGGCGUUGUGGUGUCGCAGCGCCAAGCCCAAGGCCGGGGGGCAAAGUUGCCACAAAAUCGAUUUUGUGCCCCCCGCAGCGCGAGCGGCAGCGCCAGGUCUAAGGCCGCGGGGCAAAAUUGCCGGGAAAUCGAUUCUAUGCCCCUCUUGGCAAGGGCGGCGCCGCAGCCCCGCAGCGCCAGGCCGGAAGGCGCCGGGGGGAAUUGCCGGAGAGCCGACCGACUGCUCGGUCGCCUUCUGAGCAAAGGCGGCGUAGCGGUGUCGCACAGCCGGCCCCUAGGCCGCGCGGCAAAAUUGCCAGGAAAUCGAUUUUGUAUGUCUUUUAGCAAGAGCGGCGCUGCGGAACCGCAACGCCGCUCGCGCUAGUAGGCAUACAAAAUCGAUUUUCGGGCAAUUUUGCCGCGCGACCUUGACGAAACGAGGCCGGCGCGCCGGGAAUUUUGCCCCGCUGCCCCAGGGCUGGGAUUGCUGGCGCUGUCACGCUGCAGCAUCCCGCUUGUCAAGAGGGGCACAGGUUCGGUUUUCCGGCAAUCUUGCCUCGCGCCUGCCUGGCGCUGCGACACUGUGGCGCGGCUGUUGCUAAGAGCGGCACAUAAUCGAUUUCCCGGCAGUUUUAUUCUGCCCCGCGGACUUAGGCCUGGCACUGCGGCUAAGGCGGGAACAGAUUCGGUCUUCCGGCACUUUUAUUCUGCCCCGCGGCCUUAGACCUGGCGCUGCCUGCAACGAAGACGGGCACAGAGUCGAUCUCCCGGCGAUUUUGCUUUGUGGCCUUGUGCCUGUUGCUGCGCCACCGCAAGGCAGUAGUUGCACUGCCCCGCGGCCUCAGGCCUGGCGCUGCGAGUAAGAAGGGCACAGAGGCGAUUUUCCGGCAAUUUUGACUCGCGGCCUUGGCUUGGCGCAGCGACGCUAAAAGCCAGCUCUCUCUAAGAUGCGCACAGACAAAACCGCCCCGCCGGCUGAUUUUGCUUGCUUGUCGAAGUUGGGUCGCUGGUCGAAUCAUCAUGGCGAUUCUAUCGCCAAAACCUCGCACACUUCCACAAGAAUUCGGCGCAUAUUAUGUAGGUAUUUGGACACCCAAAGGCGUGGCAUUUGGGUACUCAAAUACAGUAGCAGACUUCGAGCGAAGUGAUGAUGCAGGGGUUGUAUAACUGAGUAACAACAUGCUGAAGACGCAAGGCUUGUUGUUCCCAACGCCAGUCGGCACUACGGUCCGCAUGAUCUCUACUUCCCUUCUUGUAGCUGCAUGACCACGUAAAUAUUUAAAAUUUGUGAUCACAAAUCACAAGACACAUCAAAUCUCCGUUUGAGUACUAUGCUGGGGACAACGAGGGCGGAUUUUUCAUUGGAAUAGGCUCAAACUCUUCAAAAACGUUACUGCUCGGCGGGAAAAAGGGCGGAGGUGGCCUGGCGAAGCAGAAAGGCGCGGCUCCAUGCGGCGGCAAUAAAACAGAUCAGUUUCUAAGACCGUCUGCGAUUCCGGACAAAUCAGUAGCACCAUGCGCAACGGCGUGGGAAAGAGUGGCGCCGUCACGGGACGCCGGCUUUGAAAAUGGCACGAGGUACGCGGGCCCUUGCGACGUCGCAGCGGUGGACGGCAACAUCACGAAAAAGUAUGAUGUGUGGCGGUGCCCAGAAACCGCGACGCGUGGGCACUUUUUCGUCCGAAACCUGCGGUGUCAGGAAGGAAACGUGACUUUUUCCAAUGAUGCCGCCUACGUGCAGCGUGUCAAGAAGCUGGUUGGGUCCGACGAGUUCGAGUUCUACCUGUUGGGACCGGAGCUUCACGCACUAACGGAUAUCCUGAGUAAAAAUGUCCCCACACCAGAUUCAAGAUGGGAAAUCCGGUAGACAAAUCAGCCACCUCUGGUUGUUUCGCAUGACAAGUUUAUCUCCGUAGUGUAAUCCUGUUUAGCUAGUUGCGAAGCAUUACAGAUGUAGCACAUCGUGCUGAUUCUAGCAUUGCAAACUCCAAAACAGGACCAGAAAAUGGCUCUCUUGGGGCUCCGCAUGAGAAACCUUUUUGGCAUGCAGGUUUGCAUGACAAAUCUGGGGUGGGGACAUUUUUGCUCAGGAUAACGGACCCCUCGGGUUUUCGAGUCCUCGGGGACUGCCAGUACCAGCUGCUGUACAACGUGACGACGCCGGGACGCUACCGCGCCGAACUGUGGAUGCAGCGGGAGCGGUGGAGGGGAAUCAGCGAAGCGGAGCCGAGAAAGUGGAUAGCAGGGAACAACGACGACGUUCUAGGCUCGCAGGUGUUCAUAGACUUGGGAACAAGUGGAGCCGCCGCGGAGGGGGGCGCAAGCACAACCAGUACAACUGGAGCUGCUGACGUCCUCGCUGCCGGAACCGCUCAACAGCAACUUCCUCGGUGCGACUUGAAGAAAAAUCCGGGUGACUUCGGGUUUGGCCGUAUCCUGUGGAAAUAAAACGGGGCCCACGACACCCCAGAGUUGUCAUGCAGAUUUCUGAUAAUUCCAGGAUAGAGCGCAUAACCGUCCCCAUCGUCUACUUCAGUAGAGGCAUUAUUAUUUCAAAUCGUGUACGAACUUUUGACAUUUGUAAUGCUGAAAACAGGAUGAGGAGCUGCAGGUGACAUUUGUAAUGCGUCCACGGCUGUGGUCCUUGCUAGAAGUACUAACCUGCUGAACUACAGUACAGAGAGAAAUUUGUCAUGCCUGCGCCCAAAACCUCUGGAUCUGUGUUGCAGCAUCGUGCCCAUCUUGAUUCUGGGGUGUGGGCGGCCCCUGAUCUUUGCUCAGGAUAGGCCGCUGGGUUUUUCGCGGCAACGGCACCGCGGGAGACGCGAAGCUGGCUAUCCCACAGAAAAAAGCAGGUAGGGCAUUUUCAUAUAUGCAAAAAUAGGUACGCAGAAAAAUCUGCCAUGGGCAACCCCAUAGCAUGCUGUUUAGGACAUGCAGUGCAGAUUUUUUUGUGGAUUCAUUUUUGCAUUACAAAUCUGACCUGCCUGCAUUUUUCUGUGCGAAGCUGGCCGCGUACCGCCCAGAAAUGGUGGCCCGCGAGAAUUUAUCCAUUGCAAAUAUGUCUGGGUCUGGUAGAGUGCACGAGGACAAAUAAAUGCUUAUUUGCCUAGUAAGAAAUGGGCCGCUUUUGGCGCGGAUGCAUCCAAAAAUUUUUCCUAUUCCAGAAUCUGCAUCACAAGUUGCAAAACCCUUCCAAACCCAGAUCGUCGAUAUUUGCACUGCAUAGAAUUUGGGAACCUUCAAGGAUCACUACGUGUGGGAGCCGCGCAACUGCCACCUGCCGUACUUGCCUGGGGACCGCGCCGCGCAUAUCCUGGGUAAAAACGUCCCCACACCUGAGUCAAGAUGGGAAAUCUACAACACAGGCCCCCAAGUUUUGAGAGUCCUGCAUGAGAAGUUCUCAUCUGCAGUGUAGUGCUGGUUAGCAAGCAAAGGCGCAUGAAAUGAAAGCCAUUUUCUCAUCGUGUUUACAGCAUUACAAAUGCAAAAACACGAGUGCAAAUGCCUCUCUUGGAAAUGCGCAUUACAAAUGUUCCUGUCAUUGCGCAUUUGCAUGACAACUCUGGGGUGGGGACGUUUUUACACAGGAUAGCGCAGUGCCUGCAGGGCAAGGGCAUCCUGGUGGUGGGAGACUCACACGCGCGCACGCUCUACAACGCCCUCGUCAGCCACGUUUGCGGGCCCAAGGGGCCUCUAGGUGGGUGGCACUCGAAUUCGUGCCUCGAAGGCAAUGGCCUCCCGGACCGUUGCAAAAACAUCAAGCUGUGCGUGCAGCACGACGUGUUCAACACCCAGCUGGCACAGACGCCCGAGAAGUCCAAUCUUCAGAACUUUUAUCGGAAGGAAAAGUCCCCCCUCCCCAUAUUGCAAAGGUAUGUUUCCGAAAAUUUGCGUUGCUGAUUUGAGGUCACAAAUCACAUUUGUCUUGCAAGAAGACAAGGGCAGAAGCUUUCGCCCCAUUAUGGAAGCGAUUCGCCAUGCUGUUGGACCUAAAGAGACGCCGUUUGCCAUGCUGAACAACUAGACCCAGACGCCCCUACCUAGCCUGGGGAUCUGGCCGCAAUGCCUCUCUGCAAUACACAGCUGAUUCGUGUACACAAAUCCAGCGUCAGAAAUUCCGUCUUGAUAUGGGGAGGGGGGAUUUUUCAUUUUGAUAACUUUGACCUGGUCAUUGCCGGGAUGGGCCAGCACUCCUCUGCGGGUAACUCCCGCUGGAAAAUUACCCCAGAGAAAAAGCCUGGCAGGGCAUUGCUAUCUACUAUGUUCAUGCGAAAAAAGAGGUCUACAGAGGCAGAGGUGGCGGGGAGGUCAAAAAGAGGUCGACAGAGAUGGAGAGAAUAUAUAGCAAUGCCCUCGGCAGCUUUUUUCUGUGUGAUAAAAACAGCGAAGUACGUGGAGACAGUUUCGGCUCUAUCAAAAGGAAAAAUCCCCCGUCCCCAUAUCGAAAAGGAAAUCUGUGAUGCUGGAUUUGCGUUGUACACAUAUCACAUCUGUCUUGCAAUAGAGGACUGCAGGCAUACGCCAACCCUGGGCAGCGAGGUUUUCACAUAGGCGCCUAGCAUUUUUACAAAUGUCCACACUGUAGACCCACCAGCAUCUUCACAAACCGCCUGCAUAAUGCGGCGUAGCCUGCUGUGGGGUUGCCUUCUUGCAACACAGGGACGAUUUGUGCCCACAAAUCAGCAGCGCAGAUUUCCCGCGGCUUCCUUUUCGAUAUGGGGAGGGGGGUUUUUUGCUUGCGAUAGGCCCGGGGUGCGGGUUUUGCGGCGGCGGUGAAAAAGUUCGGCAAGCCGAUUUACUGGCACGAUUUGAACGACUUUCCGUUUCGCAACGACGGGUUCGUCCGCGGCUUCCAGGAUCGCCGUGGCCACUCUUUCAUGCGGCUCUGGAACACGUACGCCGCCGAGGAAAUGGACAAAAGACAUAUUCCGGUUCUACCCGCGUUUCCUAGCAGCCAAGCCUGGCAGCGCCAGACCGAUGCCCACAUGCCACUGCCAGUUCUUCAGGCGAGCGUGGCACAGUUUAUCUGGAACGUCCUUGGCUGUAGUACGUAGUUGGAGCUAUCCUCCAUUCAAAAGCUCCACCCCAGAGCGGCCGUAUAACCUGCAAAUAUCGAUCUGGGUCUGGAAGGUUGGAACUUGUAUGUAAUGCUGGUUUUUUUACCUUGUUCCUGUGAAUAAAUCUGUGGGCAUCGACCUGCACGGGCUCCAUGUGUGCCGGAAGUAGCAGUGCAGCUACUGUGUGAGAUGAGUUUUUUCUGCUCUCCCCGAUAGAGAAAAGUGAAAUGAAGGAAAAGCAGCCAGCGGAAGGAUCAUGACAAGCAUGACGAGCAACCUUUUUGCCGCCCCCUUUUUUAGAAGUGCAACUUACAACUCCCUUGCGAGCAUUAACACAAAUAGCGCUCUCCGACCAAGAAUGUAAAGUAGUGCAGUUGCACCAGCGUGCAUAAACUUAGCCAAUCAGAUUACGCGGAGAUCAGAUGUUCUAAAAUGAAACUAAACUAUGCUGGUGCGGCGCGCUGAAGCGCGCCCCUAGUAAACUUCCU